Chenopodium quinoa (quinoa) is the source of this 675-nucleotide messenger RNA. RefSeq lists its product as uncharacterized. Bases 1 to 675 code for a protein of 224 amino acids. The transcript has 2 exons. NCBI's taxonomy places the organism in Eukaryota, Viridiplantae, Streptophyta, Magnoliopsida, Caryophyllales, Amaranthaceae. The record is from RefSeq and is a predicted model, not a curated record.
AUGUCUAAGAGUGUGAGUUAUGAGGAGGUGCAAGAGAAAAAGAGUAGUAGUGAGAAAGAGCGUGAGGAAGUGUGGAGACCCGACUACCCACAAAAAUUCUUGAGGCACAAAAUUGAUGAGCAAUUUGGAAAGUUUAUUGCUAUGCUCAAGGAAGUUCACCUUUCUAUCCCCUUCACCGAUGCAAUUACCCAAAUGCCUAGGUACUCUAAGUUCCUUAAGGAGAUUUUGAGUGGGAAGAGAAUGUGUAAUAAAGUUGAUUCGGUUGAAGUUGGGAGUUGUUGUAGUGCUUUCAUUCAUAAUGAGUUGCCUAAGAAGAUGGAGGAUUGGAAACUCAAGCUAGGUGAGCUCCUCCCAUCUAACAUAACCCUUCAAUUGGCCGAACGGACUAUUAUGAUUCCAAAGGGGAGAGUUGAGGAUGUUCCUCAUAAGAUAGGAGGGUUCACUAUUGCCGUUGAUUUCAUUGUGCUUGAGAUUGCGGAAGAUGACCAUAUCCCUAUCAUUUUAGGAAGACCUUUCUUAGACACUUCAGGAGCCUUAAUAGAUGUGAAAAGAGGUCGUAUUACCUUGAGAGUUGGUAAGAAAGAGGAAAGAUUUGAGUUGAAACCAAUGCAUGAGUCUUUGUCUCUUGUGAAAGGAAUUAUGUGUGCUAAUUCCCCUCGCUCUAUUGAUACCUAG